AUGCCGCGCACCUCCUCAAGACAGACCCGCCUUCCCCGAGGGCAGGUCGGCAUCCAGAGCUUCGCAAGAGCGACCAAACCAGGCUCCUCAACGCUGCAAGACACUAAAAAAGCUGCUGCUGCACAGCUCCCCGUCUCGCCUUCCAAGAAGAGAAAACUCAAUGAGCUCGAAAACGUCGACUGCGCCGCAGGGGAGCCCCGCCAGACCACCAUCCCGGAAGAAGCUGGCACGCCUUCCAAAACCCUCCGCUUCAGUCAAUUGUCUGUCUCGACGCCCCGGAGCGGUCACUAUGCGUGUUCGAAGCCUGAGGCGUCACCUGCGCCUGCGCCGCCCUCCUCCCCUUCGAAGCGUGGCGGUGCCAGAGCCAAACGCUCCAGCAGUCCGAUUGUCGUGGAGCGUCCGGCUUGUGUGGGGGAAUUCUUGGGGCUGCAUUCGGCUUUUCUGAAGGCGCUGGCGAUUCACUCUGCGCAUAAUGGGGCAACGACCGCGGCGGAUCUGCGGGAAUUUCUUCAUGCGGUCGAGCGGGUGUGGAAGAAGCGGAAGGUUGUGGUUAAGGAUCUACAGCGGUUGAUAUGGGCUUGGGAGCAGGGAGAUGAGGGCAAUGGUCCGAAGUACCGGCUUGCGAAUUACGGGCUUGGGAAGGUGUGUUUGGAACGGGUGGCUGUCAAUAGAGAACGGGUGGAUCGGUUCGACGAAAGGGAGUUACAAGAGCGAUUCGAGCAGGUUGUGGACCUGCUGUGGGAGAAGGCUGUGGAUGCGGCUGAUGGGGAUGAGAGCCGGGUGGAUUUCUUCGAGACGCUGGGCGUCUCACCCGUGCACGAGUCUCUUACUCCCUUUACGGCGUUUCGAAAGGGCCAGCAGCGGCUGCAGGAUUUGAAGGGUGGAGUGAUCAAGUUAAAGACUGAGAAGCUGCGAGCGGACUCGCAGCCCGAGAUCCCGGCCAAGCCGCUGAAUGCGACGACCACGCGCCGGAAGGGGCUUCUGGAGCGGAUUAAGAGCAAGGAACUCCUUCAGUCGAAGUUGCCGCCGCCGCCGUCGAAGGAAACGCUGCUUCGGCGCGCGGCUGCUGAACGCGCAGAGGAAGUCGUCGCCGUCCUGGCUUUGCUUCGGCCUGUUGGGUAUGUGGGCAGCGGGCCGAAAGCUGUUCUGGCUGCCCAGAAGAAACCGUUCCAGUUGGAGAUGAUUGUGCAGAACGUUCAGGACUCUCUACGGAACCCAAUAUCAUCAAGGGAGGUGGAAAUGUGUGUGGAACUUUUGGCUCGACCAGACAUUGCUGGACAAUGGAUUGAAGUCGUUGCCGUGAAUCAAAUCAAGUCGGUGGUGCUGAAGUCUUGUGCCAGUGUUCAUCCCAAGGAGAUCAGUGCUAAGGUCAGCAAGUUGGAAUUGGAUUAG
Molecule: messenger RNA, 1392 nt
Organism: Aspergillus fischeri NRRL 181
Lineage: Eukaryota; Fungi; Ascomycota; Eurotiomycetes; Eurotiales; Aspergillaceae
Product: DNA replication factor Cdt1 C-terminal domain-containing protein
Exons: 1
Coding region: 1-1392 (463 amino acids)
Source: RefSeq, a predicted model, not a curated record